This is a messenger RNA of Nicotiana attenuata, 1868 nucleotides long. RefSeq names its product probable protein phosphatase 2C 5. The record is from RefSeq and is a predicted model, not a curated record. The transcript is spliced from 8 exons. Gene Ontology annotation, molecular function: protein serine/threonine phosphatase activity. Bases 210 to 1493 code for a protein of 427 amino acids. Gene Ontology annotation, biological process: protein dephosphorylation. Lineage: Eukaryota; Viridiplantae; Streptophyta; Magnoliopsida; Solanales; Solanaceae.
UUCCCACUCCUUCUCUCUCUUCUCUCUAGGAUUGCUUUCUCAACAUUCUGAUCCAGCUCAUAACUGAACAUAAUCACAUUUGCUUUUAUGCUUCAACUCCUCUACAUUUCAUAGCAUUCCUUUGUCCAUUUGCUCCGAUUGAUGCCUUUCGAUAUGUUCAUUGGAUCGGAAACUAAGGUUUGGAAAAUGUAGGAACCGAGAGCGAGCGAAUGAGUAGGGCGGAGUUUACGAGGAUGAAGCAAAAGGUAGCUCCAGUACCGCUAGGGACUCUUAUCAGUCGUGAACUGCGGACUGACAGUGUGGAGAAGCCUACGGUGAAGUACGGGCAGGCUGGUUUGGCCAAGAAAGGGGAAGAUUAUUUCUUGGUCAAGCCUGAUUGCCAGAGGAUUCCGGGGAAUACAUCCACAUCCUUUUCUGUUUUUGCGAUCCUUGAUGGGCAUAAUGGUAUAUCAGCUGCAAUAUUUACGAAAGAGAAUUUACUUAACAAUGUAUUGAGUGCUAUUCCUCAAGGACUUGAUAGAGAAGAGUGGCUCCAAGCCCUUCCUCGCGCACUAGUUGCUGGUUUUGUGAAAACUGACAUAGAGUUUCAGCAAAAAGGUGAGACAUCUGGAACUACUGUUACCUUUGUUGUGAUCGAUGACUGGACGAUUACUGUCGCAUCUGUUGGAGAUUCUCGGUGCAUAUUAGACACCCAAGAAGGUGUGGUCUCUUUGUUGACUGUUGACCAUCGAUUGGAAGAAAACGAAGAGGAACGCCAGCGUGUAACCGCAAGUGGUGGUGAAGUAGGAAGGCUCAAUAUUUUUGGCGGUAAUGAGGUUGGGCCUCUGCGUUGCUGGCCUGGUGGAUUGUGCCUAUCAAGGUCAAUUGGUGAUACAGAUGUUGGGGAGUUUAUUGUUCCAAUACCUCAUGUUAAGCAAGUGAAGCUUUCAAAUGCUGGGGGAAGGCUUAUUAUUGCCUCUGAUGGUAUAUGGGAUGCUUUAUCAUCUGAUUUGGCAGCACAAUCUUGCAGAGGUUUGCCAGCAGAUCUCGCUGCGAAGAUGGUUGUGAAGGAGGCUCUAAGGUCACGAGGUCUGAAAGAUGAUACAACCUGUUUGGUUGUUGAUAUUAUUCCUUAUGAUCAUCCUGUCUUGCCUCCAACACCUAGGAAAAAGCAAAAUUUGUUCAGUUCAUUUAUCUAUGGGAGGAGAUCACAAAAUUCAAGAUCGAAAAAGCUUUCUACUGUCGGUAUUGUGGAGGAAUUGUUUGAAGAGGGCUCUGCAAUGCUUGCUGAGAGGCUUGGUAAAGAUUUUCCUUUGAACUCUAGCUCUGGGCUCUUCAGAUGUGCUAUUUGUCAAGUUGAUCAGCCAGCAAGUGACGGUUUAUCUGUUAACUCCGGCCCUUUCUUCUCACCUGCGUCAAAGCCAUGGGAAGGUCCAUUCCUGUGUGCAAAUUGCCGUAGGAAGAAAGAUGCAAUGGAAGGCAAAAGGCCUAGUAGAGCUGCACUAACUGCUUGACCUCGUAAAUUAGUAUAUUCUCAUAUUUUUUGCCUGGCGGGUGAAAAUGCUUGGUUCUCAAUCUGCAGAUGUUGUUGCUGUAGAUGCAUGUGUGAAAUCUAGUGAUAAAAGGUGUAGAUGUUUGGAUUGAUUCUCCUUUUUUACUCGGUAAUUAGUAUUACUAACCAAGAAUGGACAGGCUGAAGUAAUUGUUUGAUUACAAACAGCGUGACUUGAAUGUGUCAGUAAAGAAUGAUAUAUAAUUGUCAAAAUAUUGUUUACUAAUGUAUCUCAUAUUGUGGUUGAUCAGUUUCCGAAUAUCCAGUGUAAAGGUCGAUUUGUUCUGUACAUUGUCAAAUUGAUUAUCUUGGCGCUUUGAUGUUUUGUUUUAUGAGA